UUUAAAAUUAUUGCUCUGCAGACUAGAUCUAUAAUUAUAAUGAUUUCAGCUGGUUUUCAAGGCGGAAUUGGACUCAGAUUAGAUGCUAACGUUGGAGGAAGCAAGCUUAUCAUGACGAACUGCACAACGCCUUGAAAUUCUGUUUCUUACACAACAAACACGCAACUAACAUAAUAGUAAGAAUGUGGGGAUAUUUUCAAGUUCGGUUUUUCACGUUUUUAUCACUUUUAUUCCUCCCUUUGGCCUGUCAGGCUUUUGGAUCAGGCUACACAUUGACUUCAGUUACAGAAGCACCAGAUGGUAAAUCCUUGACAGCCCAGUUACAGUUUAUUUCCAAUAAUUCGCUAUAUGGCCCGGAUAUACAACACCUCAAACUGCAAGUCAGGUAUGAGUCCAAUGAAUGUUUAAGAGUUUAUAUCACUGAUGCAGAAAAACAGAGGUGGGAAGUCCCCAGAGAAGUAGUUGCCAGAGAUGAAAACCAUCAUGGUGCUAAUGAGAAUAGCAGUAAUACUUAUGAUCCUGAAUUGCAGUUUUCAUACACCCAAAGCCCAUUUGGAUUUGCAGUUACAAGGAGAUCCAAUGGAGAAGUCCUGUUUAAUUCCAGUGCACAAGGUCAAGGAAAAGCUUAUCCAUUUGGAAACAUGGUGUUCGAAGACCAGUAUUUGGAGAUAUCUACCGGCCUUCCCUCAACUGCUUUUCUGUAUGGAUUGGGGGAGAGCACCAGGCCUGGAUUUAUGCUUAACAGGAAUGGGAGCCAAUAUACUCUCUGGAACCUGGACAUUGGGAGUGUGAAUUUGUAUCUGGAUUUGUAUGGGUCUCAUCCAUUUUAUAUGGAUUUGAGAGCAGGGGGCGUUGCUCAUGGUGUAUUGUUGCUUAAUAGCAACGGGAUGGAUAUUGAGUAUGGGGGCAACUACUUGACAUACAGAGUGAUUGGGGGAGUUUUGGACUUUUAUUUUUUCUCUGGCUCCUCUCCCCUCUCUGUUGUUCAACAGUACACAGGCCUAGUGGGUAGACCUGCUCCAAUGCCAUACUGGUCUUUCGGAUUUCACCAGUGCCGAUAUGGAUAUAAGAAUAUUUCAGACCUUAAAUCAGUUUUAGCUGGAUAUGCAGAAGCAAAAAUACCACUUGAAGUUAUGUGGACAGACAUUGAUUAUAUGGAUGGUUUCAAGGAUUUCACUCUGGACCCUGUGAAUUUCCCUGAGAAAGAAAUGAGAGAAUUUGUUGCAGAAAUCCAUGCUAAUGGGCAGAAAUAUGUUCUCAUAAUUGAUCCAGGAAUAAGCAUAAAUGAAACUUACAAAACAUUUCAGAGAGGAAUGCAGGAUGACAUUUUUGUGAAAAGAGCAGGUGCUCCUUACCUUGCACAAGUAUGGCCAGGUCCAGUAUAUUUUCCAGAUUUUCUUAACCCAAAGAGCCUCUCUUUCUGGGAAAAUGAGAUCUCGGAAUUUCACAAUAUGAUUCAAUUUGAUGGCCUUUGGCUUGAUAUGAACGAGGUUUCGAACUUCUGCAGUGGAAUUACAUGUUCCUUGCCAAAGGAUGGGGAUUGCCCAAGAAAAGAUGCACAGACUGAUUGCUGUUUGAUUUGCAGUAAUGAUAAUAUCACCAUGUGGGAUGAUGCUCCUUACAAAAUCAAUGCUGCUGGAAUUCACAGACCUCUGGGCAAUAAUACCAUAGCAGCCAGUGCAGUUCACUAUGGUGACAUAUUGGAAUACAACGCACAUAAUCUUUAUGGGCUUACAGAGGUCAUUGUAACCAACAAGGCUCUGAAAUCAGUAUUAAAUAAGAGGCCAUUCAUAGUGACUCGCUCUACCUAUGUUGGAUCUGGAAACCAUGCUGCACAUUGGACAGGAGACAAUGCUGCAACAUGGGAUGACCUCUGGUACUCCAUACCUACAAUGCUAAGUUUUGGAUUGUUUGGAGUCCCCAUGGUUGGUGCUGAUAUUUGUGGUUUUUCACAAGACACAACAGAAGAGCUCUGUAAUAGGUGGAUUCAACUAGGUUCAUUUUAUCCCUUUGCCCGAGAUCAUUCAGACAAGGGUACAAUUCGGCAGGAGCUCUAUUUAUGGAAGUCUGUCACAGAGUCUGCAAGGAAGGCUUUAGGUUUGAGAUACCGCCUUCUUCCAUACAUAUACACAUUGUCUUUUGAAGCCCAUACCAAAGGAUCUCCAAUUGCAAGGCCUCUAUUCUUCACAUUCCCUAACGAUACUAAGACAUGGGGGAUCAGCACACAAUAUCUAUUGGGGAAAGGAGUUCUUGUGUCCCCUGUUUUGAAGGAAGGGGCAAGGACCGUGGAUGCAUAUUUUCCAAAGGGUACAUGGUACAAUCUGUUCAAUGUUUCAGAUUCAAUAACAGUGGAGAGUGGUGCAUAUGUAAAACUUCAAGCUCCUUUAGAUACUAUCAAUGUUCAUGUAUAUGAAGGGACCAUAUUGCCCAUGCAAGAAAUGGGUAUGACAACAAGUGAAGCCAGGAAAAGCCCAUUUAGUCUUGUAGUAGCUCUGGGCAGUGGGAUGGAAGCAACUGGAGAGCUAUAUUUGGACAAUGGAGAUGAUAUAGAAAUGCAAAUAGAGAGUGGCAGAUCGAGUUAUGUAGAGUUUUAUGCAAAUAUCGUAGGGGAAGAAGUUAGGCUCAAGUCAUUAGUCCAAAUGGGGGAGUUUGCAAUUAAAGAGGGAUGGAUUCUCCAGAGUGUUACAGUUUUGGGAUUGAAUCUUUCUUCUGCUUCUGUUGCAGAUGUCUCAUUUCCUACUUUAUCUUUCCAUUUCGAUGGUUGGGAGGAAAGAAAAAGAAAGACUGAAACCAUUCUACUUGGAAAAUCUGCAAGUGUUUCUCCAUCAUUCUCGGUAAAACAAGUCAGAACUGGCGCCUCAUCUCAUAUAGAUGAUUAUGAUGGUCAUGGUUAUCAACUGGUGAUUUCAAAUCUUUCCCUUCCAAUUGGAAAGAACUUUGAGCUCCGUAUAACAUGGAAGAAAUAAAUGAGUUAAAUCAAGUAAUUCAUAUGGUACCAAAAGAUAUUUUCCACUGAAUACUCGCAUAGUUUUUAGAUUGAUGGUGAAAAGAUACAAGGCAGCACUCCAUCUGUUGUUCCCACAUAUAAAAUUGGCUCACAAAACAGUUAAGAGAUCACUAAGUAUUAUUUAGGAGUCGAUCAAUAAGCAGGAAUCUUCCAUGUUUUUAUUACGGUGUCUGAAUCCUCUCUUUUUAAGUCUAAGAAAGGUUAUCAUAUGCUCAAUGCUACCCUCAAGUUUGCUGUCUUAAAUUUGCUCGCACUAUAUAGUUGAGAAAAGUGAGGUAUAUGAGGCACAAGGUGUCAUAUACAAAAAAGAACUUUUCUUUUUAAAUUAUAAUAUUUUUAUACAAUAUAUAAGACAAUUGUUAUCA
Messenger RNA from Cryptomeria japonica (Japanese cedar), 3372 nucleotides. Its product is annotated as probable alpha-glucosidase Os06g0675700. NCBI's taxonomy places the organism in Eukaryota, Viridiplantae, Streptophyta, Pinopsida, Cupressales, Cupressaceae. Bases 183 to 2966 code for a protein of 927 amino acids. The transcript is spliced from 4 exons. Gene Ontology annotation, molecular function: hydrolase activity, hydrolyzing O-glycosyl compounds; carbohydrate binding. Gene Ontology annotation, biological process: carbohydrate metabolic process. The record is from RefSeq and is a predicted model, not a curated record.